AUGCGUCCUGAAAUCGAACAGGAGCUCGCCCACACCUUGCUGGUAGAACUACUGGCCUACCAGUUCGCAUCUCCCGUUAGAUGGAUUGAGACGCAAGAUGUUAUCCUGGCAGAGAAACGAACGGAAAGGAUUGUUGAGAUAGGUCCAGCAGAUACCCUGGGUGGAAUGGCACGACGAACGCUCGCAUCGAAGUAUGAGGCAUAUGACGCUGCCACAUCCGUCCAACGCCAAAUACUCUGCUAUAACAAGGAUGCGAAGGAGAUCUACUAUGAUGUAGAUCCUGUGGAGGAAGAGCCCGAGGCCCCUGCCGCAAACAGCACACCUGUGCCAGCUGCUCCGGUGGCAGCUACUGCGGCCCCUGCCGCAGCAGCCCCUCCUCCCAGCGCUGGUCCCGCCGCAGCAGUUGAGGAUGCUCCAGUAACAGCAGUGGAUGUACUCCGGACACUCGUCGCACAGAAGUUGAAGAAGGGUUUGUCUGAUGUGCCUCUAAGCAAAGCCAUCAAGGACUUGGUUGGUGGUAAAUCUACCUUGCAAAAUGAAAUCCUCGGAGAUUUGGGCAAGGAAUUCGGUUCCACACCAGAGAAACCUGAGGACACCCCUCUUGAUGAGCUGGGUGCUUCCAUGCAGGCGACAUUCAAUGGGCAACUGGGCAAGCAAUCCUCCUCUCUGAUUGCUCGCUUGGUCUCCUCCAAGAUGCCCGGAGGUUUCAACAUCACUGCCGUUCGCAAAUACCUCGAAACACGAUGGGGCCUGGGAUCCGGCAGGCAAGACGGUGUUCUCCUUCUCGCCCUUACAAUGGAACCCGCAUCUCGUAUUGGAUCGGAGGCGGACGCUAAGGUAUACCUCGAUGAUGUGACCAACAAAUACGCCGCUAGCGCAGGAAUCAGCCUCUCUGCUCCAGCAGCCGGUGGCGACAGUGGUGCGGGAGCCGGAGGCAUGCUCAUGGACCCAGCAGCAAUUGAUGCUCUGACCAAGGAUCAACGGGCCUUGUUCAAGCAACAACUUGAGAUUAUAGCAAGAUACCUAAAGAUGGAUCUGCGCGCAGGCCAAAAAGCUUUCAUCACCUCCCAGGAGACUCAGAGGGCUUUGCAAGCCCAGAUAGAUCUUUGGCAAGCCGAGCACGGUGAUUUCUACGCUUCCGGCAUUGAGCCAUCUUUCGAUCCUCUUAAGGCCCGUGUGUACGACUCUUCCUGGAAUUGGGCCCGUCAGGACGCUUUGAGCAUGUACUAUGAUAUCAUCUUUGGCAGACUGAGGGUCGUUGAUCGUGAAAUCGUGAGCCAGUGUAUCCGCAUCAUGAAUCGGUCGAACCCGCUUCUUCUUGAUUUCAUGCAGUAUCAUAUCGACAACUGUCCUACUGAUCGUGGUGAGACAUAUCAGCUGGCGAAGGAGCUUGGCGAGCAGCUCAUUGAGAAUUGCAAGGAAGUUCUCGGGGUUGCCCCAGUCUACAAGGAUGUGGCGAUCCCCACCGGUCCCCAAACAACUGUUGACGCUCGAGGAAAUGUUGGCUAUAAGGAGGUUCCCCGAGCCAGCGCUCGCAAGCUGGAGCACUACGUGAAACAAAUGGCGGAAGGCGGUCCCAUCUCUGAGUACAGUAACCGGGCUAAGGUGCAAAAUGAUCUUCGCAGUGUCUACAAACUGAUCCGCAGGCAACACCGUCUGUCUAAAUCUUCCCAGUUACAAUUCAAUGCGCUUUAUAAAGAAGUCAUUCGUGCCCUCAGCAUGAACGAGAACCAAAUCAUGCCGCAAGAGAACGGCAAUGGGAAGAGGUCGAACCGGUCCGGUCAAAAGCAUAACGGCAGCCCUCGAGCUGGCAAGGUCGAAACCAUUCCUUUUCUACAUCUCAAGAAGAAGACUGAGCAUGGGUGGGAGUAUAAUAAGAAGCUCACUGGUACCUAUCUUGAUGUAUUGGAGUCAGCCGCGCGCGGUGGUGCCAAGGUGGUUGUGACCACAAGCCGUUACUCACGUGAAGUCACUGAGUACUAUCAAGCCAUGUAUGCCCGCUACGGUGCCCGUGGCUCACAGCUGGUCGUGGUCCCUUUCAACCAAGGUAGCAAACAGGAUGUAGAAGCCCUUGUCAACUACAUAUAUGAUACGAAGAAGGGGCUUGGUUGGGACCUAGACUAUGUUAUCCCGUUCGCUGCCAUCCCAGAGAAUGGCCGGGAGAUUGAUUCUAUCGAUUCCAAGUCGGAGCUCGCUCACCGAAUCAUGUUGACAAACCUCCUGCGGCUCCUAGGCUGUAUUAAAUCUCAAAAGCAGAGCAAUGGCUUCGAAACACGACCGGCCCAGGUAAUCCUUCCCCUAUCACCAAACCACGGCACAUUCGGGAAUGACGGCUUGUACUCUGAGUCCAAGCUAGCUCUGGAGACGCUCUUCAACCGUUGGUACUCAGAGAGUUGGAGUAACUAUCUUACCAUUUGUGGUGCUGUUAUUGGCUGGACUCGCGGUACAGGUUUGAUGAGCGGGAACAACAUGGUCGCGGAAGGAGUUGAGAAACUUGGUGUCCGCACUUUCUCUCAGCAAGAAAUGGCCUUCAACUUACUGGGCCUCAUGGCUCCUGCAAUUGUCAAUUUGUGUCAGCUUGACCCUGUUUGGGCCGAUCUGAAUGGUGGACUUCAAUUCAUUCCUGAUCUGAAAAGUCUCAUGACAAAGCUCCGUACCGACAUCAUGGAGACAAGCGAUAUCCGCCAAGCGGUGAUCAAAGAAACUGCCAUCGAGAACAAGGUUGUUAAUGGAGAAGACAGUGAAGCGCUGUACAAGCGUGUUGUUGCUGAGCCUCGAGCCAAUAUCAAGUUCGAGUUUCCCAAACUCCCCAGCUGGGACACAGAAAUACAACCUCUUAAUGAAACUCUCAAAGGCAUGGUCAACUUAGAUAAAGUUGUUGUUGUUACUGGUUUCGCAGAAGUCGGGCCUUGGGGUAACUCGCGAACCCGCUGGGAAAUGGAGGCUCAUGGAAAAUUCUCUCUUGAAGGUUGUGUGGAAAUGGCAUGGAUCAUGGGGCUUAUCAAACACCACAACGGUCCGCUGAAAGGAAAGUCAUACUCGGGCUGGGUUGAUGCAAAGACUGGGGAACCAGUAGAUGACAAAGAUGUUAAGCCGAAGUAUGAGAAGUAUAUUCUUGAGCACUCUGGUAUCCGUCUCAUCGAACCUGAGCUCUUCAAGGGUUACGACCCGAAGAAGAAGCAGCUGCUUCAAGAAAUUGUCAUUGAGGAGGAUUUGGACCCAUUCGAGGCCUCUAAAGAAACAGCUGAAGAAUUUAAGCGGGAGCAUGGUGACAAGGUUGAGAUUUUUGAAGUUCCCGAAUCCGGAGAGUACACCGUCCGUCUCAAGAAGGGUGCCAACCUCUUGAUUCCCAAGGCUCUCCAGUUUGACCGCCUUGUUGCAGGCCAAGUGCCAACUGGCUGGGACGCUAAGCGAUAUGGUAUUCCCGACGACAUCAUUGAGCAGGUUGACCCAGUGACCUUGUUUGUUCUUGUCUGUACUGCUGAAGCGAUGCUCUCGGCCGGUAUCACCGAUCCUUACGAGUUCUACAAGUAUGUCCAUUUAUCCGAGGUGGGCAAUUGCAUUGGCUCUGGAAUUGGGGGAACCCAUGCCUUGCGAGGAAUGUACAAGGAUCGGUACCUAGACAAACCACUUCAGAAGGAUAUCUUGCAGGAGUCUUUCAUCAACACAAUGAGUGCAUGGGUCAACAUGUUAUUACUCUCCUCUACUGGACCUAUCAAGACGCCCGUUGGUGCUUGUGCAACGGCUGUGGAGUCUGUUGACAUCGGGUAUGAGACUAUUGUCGAAGGAAAGGCCCGCGUCUGUUUUGUCGGUGGUUUUGAUGACUUCCAGGAAGAGGGCUCAUAUGAGUUCGCCAACAUGAAGGCUACCAGUAAUGCUGAAGAUGAGUUUGCCCACGGACGUACACCUCAGGAGAUGUCACGUCCUACCACGACUACUCGUGCUGGUUUCAUGGAAUCACAAGGUUGCGGUAUGCAACUCAUCAUGAGCGCUCAGCUCGCGCUGGACAUGGGGGUGCCAAUCCACGGUGUUAUUGCGUUGACAACUACGGCUACCGACAAGAUCGGUCGCUCGGUUCCUGCACCCGGACAGGGUGUCCUUACUACUGCGCGGGAGAAUCCUGGCAAAUUCCCAUCGCCCUUGUUGGACAUCAAGUACCGCCGCCGGCAGUUGGAUUUACGCAAGAAGCAGAUCAAGGAGUGGCAGGAAUCUGAGUUAUUGUAUCUUCAAGAGGAGGUUGAGGCCAUGAAAGCUCAAGGCUCCGAGUCGUUCAACAUGUCUGAAUACAUGCACGAGCGAGCCCAACACAUUGAGCGCGAGGCCGUGCGCCAGGAGAAGGACGCCCAGUUCAGUCUCGGCAACAAUUUCUGGAAGCAGGACUCGCGCAUUGCUCCUCUGCGUGGCGCUCUUGCCACCUGGGGCCUCACUGUUGAUGACAUCGGCGUCGCUUCUUUCCAUGGUACCUCCACUGUCGCAAACGAUAAGAAUGAAUCGGAUGUCAUUUGCCAGCAGAUGAAGCAUUUGGGCCGUAAGAAGGGAAACGCAGUCCUGGGUAUCUUCCAGAAAUACUUGACUGGACAUCCCAAGGGUGCUGCCGGUGCUUGGAUGUUCAACGGCUGCCUGCAGGUUUUGGAUAGUGGGUUAGUUCCCGGCAAUAGGAACGCCGAUAAUGUGGACAAGGUGCUCGAAAAGUUCGACUAUAUUGUCUACCCAAGCCGCAGCAUUCAAACGGAUGGUGUAAAGGCAUUCUCAGUUACCUCAUUCGGUUUCGGUCAGAAGGGCGCACAAGUUAUUGGUAUUCACCCCAAAUAUCUUUACGCCGCUCUCGACCGCUCCCAGUUUGAGGCCUAUAAGGCCAAGGUUGAGGCCAGGCAAAAGAAGGCCUAUCGCUUCUUCCAUAACGGCCUGAUCAACAAUAGCAUAUUUGUUGCUAAGAACAAGGCGCCAUAUGAAGAUGAGCUUCAAAGCAAAGUCUUCCUCAACCCUGAUUAUCGGGUUACCAUUGACAAGAAAUCUUCUGAGCUUAAGUUCCCUGCAGCUCCUCCAAAAGUCGCUGAUAAUGGAGUUGAAAGCACGAGGCAGGUAGUUGAGUCGCUGGCGAAAGCUCACGCUGUUGAAAACUCCAAGGUGGGAGUGGAUGUAGAAAACCUGGAAUCUCUCAAUAUUGAAAAUGAGACGUUCAUCGAGCGGAACUUCACUGCUGAAGAGCAGCAAUACUGUCGCAAGGCAGCCUCUCCCCAAGCAUCAUUUGCCGGACGCUGGAGUGCGAAGGAGGCUGUUUUCAAAUCCCUUGGUGUUUGCAGCAAAGGCGCCGGCGCUCCGUUAAAGGACAUCGAAAUCACUAACGACGCAACAGGGGCUCCUGUUGUUAACCUUUAUGGUGCUGCAGCCGAGGCGGCCAAACAGGCCGGUGUGAAACAGGUCAAUGUCAGCAUCAGCCACAGUGAUUCUCAGGCAAUAGCCGUAGCCGUUUCCACAUUCUAA
This is a messenger RNA of Aspergillus bombycis, 5484 nucleotides long. RefSeq names its product trifunctional fatty acid synthase subunit FAS2. The transcript has 4 exons. Gene Ontology annotation, biological process: long-chain fatty acid biosynthetic process. The record is from RefSeq and is a predicted model, not a curated record. Gene Ontology annotation, molecular function: 3-oxoacyl-[acyl-carrier-protein] synthase activity; 3-oxoacyl-[acyl-carrier-protein] reductase (NADPH) activity; fatty acid synthase activity. The coding region runs from base 1 to 5484 and encodes 1827 amino acids. Gene Ontology annotation, cellular component: fatty acid synthase complex. Lineage: Eukaryota; Fungi; Ascomycota; Eurotiomycetes; Eurotiales; Aspergillaceae.